AGUCCUAGUGGGUGGGCAGGGUACUAUGUGAUUUGGUCAUAUGCCCAUGAAAUUGGUACUGCUCCAGGUUAUUAAAAACUUCUAAAGGAUGAAGUCCUUUAGCUCAACCCUUUAUCUUCCAUACACACAAGUACCAGCCAGCUCCUGAAGAUGAAAUGCUGCAAACCAUAGCAACAGAUGUAAAAAUAUCAUCACAUGUGCCUUUUAUAGGCCAGGGAAGGUUCAUUAUGAAUUAAUGGGCUUGAAGAAGUGUUUACAGAAGGGUUAGUCAAAGGUGUAGAGGGAUGAAUAUGAAAGCAACAGUGGCACAAUGGUAAGUGACCCUUGUGCUCCAGUUCCUAGCCAGGUGUUCACUCCACUACACUGGUCAGAUUGUCAGACUCCCCCAAAUGGAAGGCUUUAUGGUGCCAGCGUUUUUAUCUAUGAUAUCCAUCCUUGAUCCUGGCAAAUGGAGCAUACAAUUGUGCUUUCUUUAUUGAUUCACUUCAUUGACCAAGGGCAUACCCCAUUACAUUCAAAUAUAAAUGGGUCUUUUUCUUCUUGAAGGAAUCUUGAACCUCUGUUCUGAGAACUCUCCUCUCCAUGAUGGCCCCACGCAGGAAACUGUUUUAUUUUGUUGUUGCUUUGUUCUUCGUUUUGGCUCAAUUUCCAUCAGGGUGCCGAGCAGGACUUGAUUAUUACAAGUCACUUCCAGGAGGUGAGUUUGCUGUUUGUGAGACCUGCAGGCUUGGUCGGGGCAAAUGCAGGAAGAUAUGCCUGGAGAGCGAGAAGAUUUAUGGAAACUGCAGGCUGAACUUUCUCUGUUGCCGACCGAGGAUCCUGAGAUAGCCGACAAGGCUCUUGGCCUUACAGACAGGUCAGGAUGGAUCUUCAAGGUCAAGAGAACUAUGAUGCUCGAUCAAGUCACAUUGUGAGUGUUUCAAGAUCUUUCUCAUUCCCUUCUUUCCUUGUUUUGGUUUCCUUGCCUAGUUUUCAUUUUAAGAUGAUCUUUUUUAAAAGAAUCAAGACCCGAAUGAGGAAGGAAUGGCUACUCACUGAAACAGGGAUUGCUGUGUGUUUGUGGAGUGCCUUAGAAUUUAUGAAUUACUUUUCUGUGCUUUCUCACAGGACUCAAGAUUAUGUUCUAAGGUAUGUUUUAUUAUUCUGAUUUGUCUUUUAAAAAAUUGAGACCCGAGGAGGUUGUCAUUUACUCAGAGACGCAGCUGGGAGCCAAUAAUGAUGUGGGGAUGAGAGUCAAGUCCAGCAUGUCCCACUCUGCAUGUACAAGUUUCCGUAGAAUUAAUAGAUAAAUGGAAGCAGAUGCACAUCUGUUAGUGAGUUGAGUCUACGUAAUAAAAUCAAUUAUUUUUAUCCACUGUAUUUUUUGAUAUUAUAAAUAUAUAUUGUCUUCAUUGAUUCCAGUAUUUAAGUAUUUUUAUAACCACUCCCAUCUAUUUAGUUAAUGCCAGUGGCACAAAUUUUGUAUUUUUGUUCUUGCCUGUGACAGAAAAUGGUUAGAGAUUAAUUUGAAAUGUUCAGCAUAGGAUGUAAGUAAGUAAAUGAUUGACUAUGUAAAGUUUGCCUGGUGUAAUAUAA
Messenger RNA from Sciurus carolinensis (gray squirrel), 1575 nucleotides. Its product is annotated as beta-defensin 105-like. Lineage: Eukaryota; Metazoa; Chordata; Mammalia; Rodentia; Sciuridae. Gene Ontology annotation, biological process: innate immune response. The coding region runs from base 583 to 828 and encodes 81 amino acids. The record is from RefSeq and is a predicted model, not a curated record. Gene Ontology annotation, cellular component: extracellular region. The transcript is spliced from 3 exons.